This is a messenger RNA of Orbicella faveolata, 672 nucleotides long. RefSeq lists its product as uncharacterized. The record is from RefSeq and is a predicted model, not a curated record. NCBI's taxonomy places the organism in Eukaryota, Metazoa, Cnidaria, Anthozoa, Scleractinia, Merulinidae.
UGCGGAGAGCAGUCGAAUCUCCAGACAUUUGCAUAACUAAAAGAUAUGUUAUCAACGGCGAAGAAUCAGCUGUUCAAUUUUAAAAUCCUAAUUUUCGCUAAUUUCCGUCCAGGUUGUCAGUUUUUAAACGACAAGAAAUCUUUCCAUUACACAAUACUUCCAUAACUGUCCGAGGAGCGCACUAAAUAUUUAGUUUUCGGGAGGCACUUUUAUUAGAAAGCAAAUCUGUUAUUAUCAAAACGGCUGUCAGUUCACUAGAGAUUUUUUUUGACUCGCUGGUGUUGGGUUGUACGUUUCUAAAGGUGCCCAUCUAACUGAAGUCAACAUGAAGUGCUUCGUCUUCGUUCUUCUGACUUGUAAUUCCAACAACGACUGUGGCGAGGAUGGUUGCUGUUUUUGGACAAAGUCGUGCUUUAAAAAACCAGAUGAAGGCGAGCCGUGUUCGAAAGAGAAGUCGUUUUGUCCCUGCAGGUCGGGACUGGAGUGCACCAAAUAUGAAGAAUACAACGGUCAAAAAUUUUACCGCUGUUCGAAACCAGAUAUCACUAACCUUGCGUAAAAUUAAUGAGUCCUCCUUCUGAGGACCAAACACUAAAGCCAAAAGAUUUAAUCGUCUCAUUUCAAGAAGUUUUUGAAAAAUAUUUGGUGCUUCAAUAAAGAUAAAUAAUCAAG